This is a messenger RNA of Gossypium raimondii (Peruvian cotton), 1755 nucleotides long. Its product is annotated as UDP-glycosyltransferase 91C1. Gene Ontology annotation, molecular function: UDP-glycosyltransferase activity. Lineage: Eukaryota; Viridiplantae; Streptophyta; Magnoliopsida; Malvales; Malvaceae. The transcript has a single exon. The coding region runs from base 85 to 1479 and encodes 464 amino acids. The record is from RefSeq and is a predicted model, not a curated record.
CCCCAAUUAUUGAAGAACCAACGACUCCCCUAACCAAAAAGCAAAACAACAUCUCUGGCAAAAUAGUUUGAAUUUCUUCUACUCAUGGAUUACUCCAGCAGCAGAAAACAGCUUCAUAUAGCAAUGUUCCCAUGGCUAGCUUACGGUCACAUCGCCCCAUAUCUCCAAGUUGCCAAGUUCUUAGCUCAAAAGAAUCACCAUCUCUACUAUGUCUCCACCCCUAAAAACAUUAGCCGCCUCCCUCAGCUUCCCCCAACUCUCUGCUCCAAUAUUACCUUUAUACCUCUUUCUUUGCCUCAUGUUGAUGGCCUGCCACCUGGAGUUGAGUCCACCUCCGAGUUGCCCAUUCACAAAGUUCCUUACCUCAAAAAAUCAUUUGAUAAACUUGAAACACAGUUGACUGAGUUCCUUGAAAGGUCGCCGCAAAUUAAAUUGAUUAUUCACGAUUUUGCUCCGCAUUGGUUACCGCCUACGGCGAAUCAACUCGGCAUCAACCUAGUUUACUUCAGCAUAUUAAAUGCUUCAUCGAACGCUUUCUUAGGCUCUCCAUCAGAAAUUCUCGGUGGAAGUAGAAAAUCACCUGAAGAUUUCACGGUGGUCCCGACGUGGAUGGAUUAUCCUAAUAACAUAGCUUUUAAGCUCCAUGAAACGGUGAGUCACAAAGAGUGCGAGGAUAUUGUAUCCGAUUUUGAACGUUGUGCGACAGUGCUUUUAAAUUGCAAAAUUCUGACCUUGAGAACUUGCUAUGAAUUCGAACCUGAGGCACUACGUGUGCUUAGUAAGAUUCACCAGAAACCAAUAAUUGUUCCACUUGGCUUGUUGCCGCCACCACUAACGAGCGUAGAUGAUAAAGGAGACGAAAAUUGGGAAGCGUUGAAGAAAUGGCUUGAUAGUAAGCAAGAGAAGUCAGUUUUUUACGUUGCACUCGGUAGUGAGGUGAGUCUAAGUCAAGAGUCCAUGCACGAGUUGGCAUUUGGGAUAGAGAAGUCUGGGUUACCAUUUAUUUGGGUUGUGAGGAAACCCCCUUUAGUUGAAGAACAGUUUGCAGAGGACAUGAUCCCUCCCGAGUUUGAAGAACGAGUUUCAAAACAGGGUAUGGUUUUACGAGGCUGGGCACCUCAACUUAGGAUCUUGGCUCACUCAUCAGUUGGUGGUUUCUUGACUCACUGCGGGUGGAGUUCCGUAAUUGAGUCUCUUGGAUUAGGUAAACCUCUGAUAUUGUUUCCCGGUGGAAGUGCAGAUCUUGGGUUGAUUGCUAGGUUGAUGCAUUGGAAAAAGGUUGGAUUCGAAAUAGAAAGAAACGAUGUUGAUGGAUCAUUUAAGAGCGACUUGGUGGCCGCGUGUAUUAAGCGAGUCAUGGUGGAUCCCGAAGGUGAGCAACUCAGAGCUAAUGCACUUGCAAUGAAGGAGAUUUUUGGCAAUGUAGAGUUAAGUAACAAGUGCUUGGACGAGUUUACUCAGUCAAUUGAAAAUAUUUAAAUUUUGAUUUGUAUGAGGGUCCAUGUGUCAUCUGUUUUGGGGGAAAAACCUUUGGUUGAAGGAUCUUGUAAUAGUAACCAUGUAUGCUUUUGUUUGGAAUUAGUAUUAUUUCGUUUAAAAAAUUGAAGUAUUUAUACAAUUCAUUGUGGCUAUCUUGAAAAUCAAAGAAAACUAUAAAAAAAUAAGACUUUCUUUGUAAUAUUCUUGUUAACUUUGAGAUGUAAACAAUGUCAAUUCAAGUUGGAAUGUGUAAAAUUAUCGAUGUAGAUAAAAUAA